This is a messenger RNA of Polypterus senegalus (gray bichir), 3782 nucleotides long. RefSeq names its product RNA polymerase II subunit B (gene polr2b). The record is from RefSeq and is a predicted model, not a curated record. Gene Ontology annotation, cellular component: RNA polymerase II, core complex. Gene Ontology annotation, biological process: DNA-templated transcription. NCBI's taxonomy places the organism in Eukaryota, Metazoa, Chordata, Cladistia, Polypteriformes, Polypteridae. Gene Ontology annotation, molecular function: ribonucleoside binding; DNA-directed RNA polymerase activity; DNA binding. The transcript has 25 exons. Bases 155 to 3679 code for a protein of 1174 amino acids.
GUAGAGUGCGCCUGUGUCCGCCCGCCCGCCAUAGAAGUUGUGGUGGCAGUGAAAAGCGACGAGGCCUGCCGUUUGGUCGUGCUCUCUGCGGGCUCGCGGUGACCGCUUUGUUAUUAGUGUGUCGUCGGUGUGAAGGACACGGACUCGUGCCGACAUGUAUGACCAGGAUGAAGAUAUUCAGUACGAUGAAGACGAUGACGAGAUCACCCCAGAUUUGUGGCAGGAAGCCUGCUGGAUCGUCAUCAGCUCCUACUUUGAUGAGAAGGGGCUCGUGCGACAGCAGCUUGACUCGUUUGAUGAGUUCAUUCAGAUGUCUGUGCAGCGAAUAGUGGAAGACGCCCCCCCAAUUGAUCUGCAGGCUGAGGCCCAGCAUACGUCUGGAGAAGUGGAGGAGCCGCCACGCUACCUGCUCAAGUUUGAACAGAUUUACCUGUCAAAGCCUACGCACUGGGAGAGAGAUGGUGCACCUUCACCCAUGAUGCCUAAUGAAGCAAGACUGCGAAAUCUCACGUACUCUGCUCCUCUCUAUGUCGACAUAACCAAAACGGUUAUAAAAGAAGGUGAGGAGCAGCUGCAGACACAGCACCAGAAGACCUUCAUUGGCAAGAUUCCCAUCAUGCUUCGCUCGACUUACUGCCUGCUCAGCGGCCUGACAGACCGUGAUCUCUGUGAGCUUAACGAAUGCCCUCUGGAUCCUGGCGGCUAUUUUAUCAUCAAUGGAUCUGAAAAGGUUCUGAUCGCACAGGAGAAGAUGGCCACCAAUACGGUGUAUGUGUUUGCUAAGAAGGACUCCAAAUACGCUUACACAGGGGAAUGUCGCUCCUGCCUGGAGAAUUCUUCUCGACCUACAAGUACAAUAUGGGUCAGCAUGAUGGCAAGAGGUGGCCAGGGUGUCAAGAAAAGCGCCAUUGGUCAGCGCAUUGUGGCCACAUUGCCCUACAUUAGACAGGAAGUGCCCAUUAUAAUUGUUUUUCGAGCUCUGGGAUUCGUGUCUGACAGAGAUAUUCUGGAACACAUAAUUUACGACUUUGAUGACCCCGAGAUGAUGGAAAUGGUCAAGCCCUCCCUGGACGAGGCUUUUGUCAUUCAAGAACAAAAUGUGGCUUUAAAUUUUAUUGGCUCCAGAGGUGCCAAGCCUGGUGUUACCAAGGAGAAGAGAAUCAAGUAUGCCAAGGAAGUCCUUCAGAAGGAAGUGCUGCCUCAUGUGGGUGUCAGUGACUUUUGUGAGACUAAGAAGGCCUAUUUCCUGGGGUACAUGGUUCAUCGACUUCUCCUCGCUGCGUUAGGCCGCCGGGAGCUAGACGACAGAGAUCACUAUGGCAACAAAAGACUGGACCUUGCAGGGCCCUUGUUGGCAUUCUUGUUUCGAGGGAUGUUCAAGAAUCUUCUGAAAGAAAUUCGUAUCUACGCCCAGAAAUUCAUUGACCGAGGUAAAGACUUCAACUUAGAGCUGGCUAUAAAGACUCGCAUCAUCUCCGAUGGCUUGAAGUAUUCUCUGGCUACUGGAAACUGGGGAGACGUAAAGAAGGCUCAUCAGGCGAGAGCUGGGGUGUCGCAGGUGUUGAACCGUUUGACGUUUGCAUCCACCUUGUCUCAUCUCAGACGUGUCAACUCUCCAAUAGGGAGGGAUGGGAAACUUGCCAAACCCAGACAGCUACACAAUACUUUGUGGGGAAUGGUGUGCCCUGCCGAGACUCCAGAGGGUCACGCUGUGGGGCUUGUCAAGAACCUCGCCCUAAUGGCCUACAUCUCUGUGGGCUCACAGCCCUCGCCAAUCUUGGAGUUUUUGGAAGAGUGGAGCAUGGAGAACCUGGAAGAGAUCUCUCCUGCUGCAAUUGCCGAUGCCACCAAGAUCUUUGUAAACGGCUGCUGGGUUGGAAUCCACAAAGAUCCUGAACAGCUGAUGAACACACUGCGGAAACUGCGCCGUCAGAUGGAUAUCAUCGUGUCUGAGGUGUCCAUGAUCCGGGAUAUCCGGGAACGCGAGAUUCGCAUUUACACGGACGCGGGCAGAAUCUGCAGGCCGCUGCUGAUCGUAGAGAAGCAGAAGCUUCUGCUGAAGAGAAGACACAUUGACCAGCUGAAGGAGCGCGAGUACAACAACUACAGUUGGCAGGACCUGGUGGCCAGCGGAGUGGUGGAGUACAUCGACACUCUGGAAGAGGAGACCGUCAUGUUGGCCAUGACCCCGGACGACCUUCAGGAGAAAGGCGUUGCCUACUGCUCCACGUACACCCACUGCGAAAUCCACCCUUCUAUGAUCCUGGGGGUGUGUGCCUCCAUCAUCCCGUUUCCUGACCACAACCAGUCCCCCAGGAACACGUACCAGUCUGCUAUGGGGAAGCAGGCCAUGGGAGUCUACAUUACCAAUUUCCACGUGCGCAUGGACACCCUGGCCCACGUGCUCUACUACCCCCAGAAGCCUUUGGUGACCACCCGCUCCAUGGAGUACCUGCGCUUCCGAGAGCUGCCUGCAGGAAUUAACUCCAUUGUGGCCAUUGCCUCUUACACGGGGUACAACCAGGAGGACUCGGUGAUUAUGAACCGCUCCGCGGUGGACAGGGGCUUCUUCAGGUCGGUCUUCUACCGCUCUUACAAAGAACAAGAGUCCAAGAAAGGAUUUGACCAGGAGGAGAUCUUUGAGAAACCGACCCGUGAAACGUGCCAGGGUAUGAGGCAUGCCAUCUAUGACAAACUGGACGACGAUGGGCUCAUCGCACCUGGCGUUCGUGUGUCCGGGGAGGACGUGAUCAUUGGCAAGACGGUCACACUGCCCGAGAAUGACGACGAGCUGGACAGCAACAACCGACGCUACACCAAACGUGACUGCAGCACCUUCCUGCGCACCAGCGAGACGGGCAUUGUCGAUCAGGUCAUGGUGACGCUGAACCAAGAGGGCUACAAGUUCUGCAAGAUUCGGGUGCGAUCUGUGAGAAUCCCUCAAAUCGGGGACAAGUUUGCCAGUAGGCAUGGGCAGAAGGGCACCUGUGGAAUUCAGUACCGGCAGGAGGACAUGCCGUUUACGUGCGAAGGCAUCACGCCAGACAUCAUCAUCAACCCUCACGCCAUCCCCUCUCGAAUGACAGUCGGUCACUUGAUUGAGUGUCUGCAGGGCAAGGUGUCGGCGAACAAGGGGGAGAUUGGCGAUGCCACGCCUUUCAACGAUGCGGUCAACGUGCAGAAGGUGUCCAAUCUGCUGUCGGAGUACGGCUACCACCUGCGAGGAAACGAGGUGCUCUACAAUGGCUUCACGGGACGGAAGCUGACGUCGCAGAUCUUUCUGGGUCCCACCUACUACCAGCGCUUGAAGCACAUGGUGGACGACAAGAUCCACUCCAGGGCUCGGGGACCCCUUCAGAUCCUCAACCGGCAGCCCAUGGAGGGCAGAUCACGGGAUGGUGGUCUGCGUUUCGGCGAGAUGGAGCGAGAUUGUCAGAUCGCUCACGGUGCCGCCCAGUUCUUGAGGGAGAGGCUCUUUGAGGCCUCUGACCCCUACCAGGUGCACGUGUGUAACCUGUGUGGCCUCAUGGCGAUCGCCAACACGAGGACACACACGUACGAGUGCCGGGGCUGCCGCAACAAGACCCAGAUCUCAUUGGUCCGUUUGCCGUACGCCUGCAAGCUGCUCUUCCAGGAGUUGAUGUCCAUGAGUAUCGCGCCCCGCAUGAUGACCACCUGAGCCUGCAGCGUCUUCUGGGAGUUCGAAAUGGCCCACCCUGCGGACAUGGUGUGGAUUUUUGUUCUCUUUGUGUGUAAUAAAGGUUAUUUUUGUUUUUUUUAAA